This is a messenger RNA of Lodderomyces beijingensis, 1194 nucleotides long. The record is from the annotation of a GenBank genome assembly. Lineage: Eukaryota; Fungi; Ascomycota; Pichiomycetes; Serinales; Debaryomycetaceae.
AUGGCUGAAUCUACUCCUGAAAGCGAAGAACCAUCCAAGAAAAAGCAAAGAGUCACUGGAGAUGACCUAUAUCGAAGGUCAACGCAAUUUGAAGUAUGGUCGUAUACACCAGAUCAGUUACUACAAACCAAGCACCGAGCCAAUGCAAAAGGAAGACAGUUGGCUCAACUACGUUUCCAGCGGCAAUAUACUCUUGCCAAGCAAGAACACCAAGAACUUUUCGCUUCAAAUCAAGACCAACUCAACGAAUCCAUCGUUUCGCUCCUAACGCCAGAAGAAGAAUCCACCUAUUUGGACUUCUACAUUCAAAACAUCACCACUACAUGCUCAUUUUUCCACAUGCCAACACAAGUCAAGCUCACAGCAGCAUCGUUUUUCAAGAAAUUUUACUUGGUCAACUCAGUAAUGGAAUAUCACCCCAAGAACAUCCUCUACACGUGCAUUUUCCUCGCGGCGAAAUCGGAAAACUACUUUAUCUCGAUCGAUUCGUUCGUCAAGGCACUCAAGGGGGUCACGAACGCGGAUAUAUUGGGGUUGGAGUUCAUCUUGUUGCAAAGCUUGAAAUUCACCUUGUUGGUGCAUCAUCCAGUGAGGCCGCUCUAUGGGUUUUUCCUUGAUUUCCAAGCCGAGUUGCUCCAUCCUGACCCCGUGAUGUAUGACGUGUCCGUUGACACUAUUGGUGGCGUAUACAAUAGGGCCAAGGAAUGGAUUAACAAGUAUUAUAUGUUUAGCGAUGUGGCGUUUUUGUUUGCGCCGCCUCACAUUGCGUUAGCGGCGAUGUAUGAUGUUGAUCGAAGGAUCACUGAUCGGUAUUUGAAGCGCAAGUUCUUGAGGGAUGAAAAGCGGGAGGAUGAAGCUGUGGCGGAGGCGAAAGAGGCGACUGGAGAUGACAGUAAGGAGAAACAUGAGGAAACAAAGGAUGCGAAGGAACCAACUGAACCUAAUGAAGCAAAGGAAACUAACGGAGAGGCAAAGAAACCGCUGCUGCUGCUGCCGCCGCAUCAGCCAACGGGGCGUGAACAAUAUGAAAAUUUGGUACGAUCCAUUCGUAAAUGCAUCAAAUUGGCCAAGGACAUGCCCGUGACUGAUCGUGAACGAAGCAAAGAGAUUGAUAGGAUGUGCUACUUUGCUUUAAACCCAAAGAAAUUGAUAGAUAAACGCAUCAAGAAGUUGACUGCUGAUAAAGUUGAGUAA